Messenger RNA from Prosopis cineraria, 1361 nucleotides. RefSeq lists its product as uncharacterized. The record is from RefSeq and is a predicted model, not a curated record. The transcript is spliced from 2 exons. NCBI's taxonomy places the organism in Eukaryota, Viridiplantae, Streptophyta, Magnoliopsida, Fabales, Fabaceae. Bases 1 to 1008 code for a protein of 335 amino acids.
AUGAGUCAAAUAAUUGUGAGACCCUCUGUUAGAGAUUAUACGGAGUGUGUCAAAGCAGCGGCAGAGGCCCAUCUCUUGUUACUUUUUGCUGCUUUCGGUCAAUAUCAAAAUCUUGAAGACAUCAACCUCGCUAAAAAGGUAAAAAUUCCCCAACUCUCGAUUUCUGUAUGUGUGGUAGCAGCUUCGUUACUUAUUCCCCAUAUACCCACAUUGUACUCUUUCCAUGCCAAAACACUGCUUUUCCCACUCAGCUGCGUACGAAGCUUAGUACUCUUAUCUUCUUCGCAUUAUCAUAUAUCUCCUCCUUCUUUGUGUUUCAAUCAAAAAAACGAUCAAUCCCGGAUAGAGUUUCCUAUAAUCCUCAUCCAAGCAAGCUUCAAAAUCCCAUCUUUUCUGUACAAUAUGAAGAAAAAAGCAUCCGGGCUGGUGAAACAGAUUAUAGCCGGUCUAAGUUCAAUGGCAAAGGCCAAGACCGUGUCUCUGAGGACAAAAGCAAGUGCCAUCAAGGCUCGUCUGAUUAUAUUCUCACUUCUAAGGAAUAAGAAGUUUCUAAUGAGCUCCCUCUCGGAGAAGCUCCAAUCUGUUCUCGGCCAAAAUCCUCAUCCCAAUGAAGAGUGUUUCUUGGAAGAUGGCACCGACCAGAGCAAAGCCAUCGUGUUGCACAAUGACGCUGUCCACGCCUACGAGGCCCUGGCCAAUCCCAGCGACACCCAGGUGGUGGAGGACAGAGACCAGGAUGGCUAUGAAAGUUACUACUGGUACGAGGAAGACGAGGGCAAGUACCCGGAUCUGACACACACUUUGUUCGAGUCCGAGGAUUUGGAUUUUGGAGGGUCUGUGAUUGACAUGGUGAAGAACUCGAAGGAGGAAGCAGGGGAGGAGUUCAAAAUGGAAGACGAGGUUGACCACAUGGCAGACCUGUUCAUCAGGAAAUUCAGGAGGCAGAUAAUAUUGCAGAAGCAAGAAUCACUCAAGAGGCUGCAGGAAAUGCAGCAGAGUGGUGCAUGAACAACAUACUGGUAUAUACAAGUUUAGCUCAACCUUUCUCCCUUCAUUACGUUUUUAAUUAGAAUAAGGGAGGGCCGCAAGUUAAGCUUUUUCAAUUAGCUGUGCUUAUUUUCUGAGUUCUGAUGCUCAAUACUGGCAGAGGGCAAGAAUAACUCAGAAUUCGCGCUGGUGAUUCUUCCUUUUAGUGUUGGAAAUUCAUUGAAGUGCCUUGCAUGUAAUGGUACAAAUGCUGGUGUAUUUCAGCAUGAUGAUCUGCAAAUCUGUAACGUGAAGCCUGCCUAACUAAUUGAGCUGUAAUAAAUAAUGGACUUUGCAUUUUUUCCCCCUAAUUGAAUGAGGGAUUCUGAUUCAAA